Molecule: messenger RNA, 1117 nt
Organism: Spodoptera frugiperda (fall armyworm)
Lineage: Eukaryota; Metazoa; Arthropoda; Insecta; Lepidoptera; Noctuidae
Exons: 2
Coding region: 200-574 (124 amino acids)
Source: RefSeq, a predicted model, not a curated record
ACUUUUCAUUAGUUCCAAUUUCGCCCACCUGAACCGAUAACUUGGUGAAGUGAAACUAUACAUUAAUAUUAUAAGAAUAUGGAGCUACAGUGCAACUGCGCGGACCGGGCAUAAAUCAAUUGAAGAGGCGUCGCCGACGGGUCCGGUUGAUUUGCUGUUGUUCCGUGUCUCCGAGUUGCUGAAUCGCACCAUUUUGGAAAUGGACUUUGAUUUAUCAAAUGUCCUCGACCUAGAUGACUGUGAUGUCUUCAUGGAGCGGGAGGAAGCAGAGAAAAAAUUCGCAGAAAAAAUGAGCUCGGUCGUGGCCGUGGCUGGAACGUACAUCAAGGAGAAGAACACUAUCGUGAUCGCGGCGAUCUGCAAGGACCCCAACAACGGGGUCCGUGAGAAGCUGGACGACUAUCCCGGGGAUCCCUUCACCGAAGAGGAGCUGAAAGACAUUAAAGAUCUCAUGGAGUCUAAAGAAGCUAACCAAGCUAAAGACUCAAGUGAGAAAAAAAUUUUUAAAGAUUUGAAGGAUUGGAAUCCUUCUGAGCUGUCCGCUGCUCUCAACAAGGAAAAGAAAAAUGAGUAAUCAUUUACCUUGCCUUCAUGCAACGCAUGAAGUAUCUAUAUGUGUUAUGUGUGCGUGUACUUCUUCUCUAUCUACCCCUUAUAUCGUGUAUUUCCUAUCCCAAUGACAGAGUUAAAUUAUUUCCCACGACAAUGAGGUAUUUGUGCUGAUUUGAUCAAAAAACAUCUUUACAUAAUUACUUAUGUAAACAAGUUGUUCAAUUAUCUACUUGAAAUUAACUCUGUCCCCAAUCUUUCUACAUUCUUGAUGGAACGUCGGAUCUUGAUGUAUGUGUGUUUUAGUAAUUAAGUAUGUGGUAUUUAUUUCUGGCAUAUCAGGCCAAUGUACAAGACUUGUAUUUAUUUUAAAUGAGUACUAUUUUUAUAUUCAUUAUUUUACAUUGAGUUAUUAACUCUACAGGGUCGAAAAAUAUUUUAUUAUAAUUUAAGACCAUUUUUUGUAAUAUUUUUAGAUCAAAAAUGAAUUUUUGUUUUAGUUUAACCAUGUAUCAAGAUGUACUCUUCACUUUUGACACUUUUAUCAAAUAAAUCUUUCUAAAUGUCA